CAUGCUCUUUCUCUGUCCUCUUGCAAUUAUUCUCCCUAAUAUAUAAUCAAAUAUGUAACCGAUACUCACCUUUCAAUGAUCUUUCUUCAAUCUGCUACAAAUUUUUUAAGACCUUUAUAGAUUACAACUAGUUUCACUUUAAGAACUCCCAAAUAAAUCCUUCUACCACUUCUUCCCUGUUAGAAACAUCUUCAAGAAUUUGAUUCACCUCACAUAAGCCAUCAUCUCAUGCCACAGAAGGGAAGACAACAGUAACUCACUUUUCGUUCACUCUCCAAUCAAACCCCUGAUGGCUAAAUCCAUGUCGAAUUUCCCUAGCUUUAACCCAGUGAAGCAUCAAAAACCACCAACUUCAAUAAUCUUCAUCAUCUUGACAACCAUCAUCAGUUCAGUGUUGUCAGAACUUUUAGUCACUGAUUGCAGCCUUGAUAUCCAAUUUUCUUCACCCGGAAACGACUCAUAUUCUGAAGCAAGCAGUUGGGGUGGAUUUCUUUACCAUAAAGGUUGUGCGGUAGCUUUUGAAGGUUACUUGUAUGCAUUGGGGAGGCAAGCUAACAAGACCGGACAAAUAUUCUCCAAUUCCACAGAGCAGAAAAAUUGCUUAGAUUCAAUGAAAAGUAUUGGUGAAGAUGGUUUGAGUUGUGGCAUCGAGAGGCUGGUCACUGGAGCCAGUGACUGCUCUGACUAUACAGUAAAGGAUGUUGAUGAUAAGCUAGGAAAAAGAUUAAGGAAAUUAGGUGAAGAUUGCCAAUCUUUGGGCUCAGAGGGCAAACCGGAUCAUCAGGAUUGCAAUGCAUGUUUAAGAUCAUGGGACGAGAUAGGUGGAUCAGGAGAUGAAAGAGCUGAUGUUUGCAGGUUUUCAGUUUUGGUAUCAUUGAUAAGCAAAAGGAUUGGUGAGAAGAAAUGGGUGCAGGAAGUUUGUAGAUGCCUCCGAAAGCAGAGCACCCCCAUGGCAAUUGGUGGACAAGAAGGGUCGGUUGAAAAAAAACUUAAGAUAAGAACAGGUCUGUAUUUUGUCAUCGGAGGUCUAGUGGGAAUUGCAGUAAUAGUACUGAUUGCAUCAUGGAUCUUAUGCAGUAGAAGGCUUAAAGAUGACUACCCAAAAGGAAAAGAUGCAUCAGAUGAUUCAGAAUCCGAGGAGUUUAGAUGUCUUAACAUAUCAAUUAAGGAAAUUUAUUCCGCCACCAACAAUCUUAGUGCAUCAAACUUCAUUGGUCAAGGCAUAGCUGGAAAAGUGUACAGAGGCAUGCUAUCAAAUGGUCAGCAUAUUGCAGUUAAGCACAUAAUCGACAAUGAGUGUGUGGAAACAUUCAUCAGGGAAGUUACAAGCUUAUCACAUGUCAGACAUCCAAACCUUGUAACUUUGCUAGGCUAUUGUGAGAAAGAAGAAGAAUGUUUCCUGGUUUAUGAACUAUGCCACAAUGGGAAUCUCUCAGAAUGGCUAUAUGGUAAAGACAAAGUUCUUUCCUGGAUCCUAAGACUGGAGAUUGCAAUUGAUUGUGCUAGAGGUCUCUGGUUUCUCCACACUUAUCCAGAAGGCUGCAUUGUUCAUCGUGACAUCAAGCCAACAAAUAUUCUCAUCAGCGCUAACUUUCACGCUAAACUCUCGGAUUUUGGGUUAUCUAAGGUUAUGGACCUGGAUCAGUCCUAUGUGAGCUCAGAAGUGAGAGGAACUUUUGGUUAUGUUGAUCCCGAGUACCAAAUAAAUCAUCACGUAAAUUCUUCGGGUGAUAUUUACAGUUUUGGCAUAGUACUACUGCAAAUUCUUUCAGGGAAGAGGGUUCUUAACCUGAAUUCGAAGAAACCAAUGCCUCUAGAUAAAAUGGCAAAAUUCCUCAUGAAGGGUCGAAAUAUAUCAGAAUUUGCUGAUCCUAAACUUAAUGGGGAAUACUCAGUGGAAGCUUUUGAACUCAUAUUGGAGCUAGCUUUGUCAUGCACAGGACUAAAGAAGCGUAGGCCAUCCAUAGAGCAAGUGGUUAUAAUACUAGAAAAGGCUCUUGAUAUCUCAAGAAGAGUGGAGCUUACUGCACCACAUUCCACACCAUACAUCGUUUAACACUAAGUAUGAACACAUUUUUAGGUUUACAAUGAAACCUACCUGGGUUUUGAUAUAUUGCAGCAGAAAACAAUUUUAUUGUCA
Molecule: messenger RNA, 2140 nt
Organism: Vitis riparia (riverbank grape)
Lineage: Eukaryota; Viridiplantae; Streptophyta; Magnoliopsida; Vitales; Vitaceae
Product: probable LRR receptor-like serine/threonine-protein kinase At1g07550
Exons: 8
Coding region: 290-2056 (588 amino acids)
Biological process (GO): protein phosphorylation
Molecular function (GO): protein kinase activity; ATP binding
Source: RefSeq, a predicted model, not a curated record